Helianthus annuus (common sunflower) is the source of this 3612-nucleotide messenger RNA. RefSeq lists its product as uncharacterized. The transcript has 15 exons. The coding region runs from base 1 to 3612 and encodes 1203 amino acids. The record is from RefSeq and is a predicted model, not a curated record. NCBI's taxonomy places the organism in Eukaryota, Viridiplantae, Streptophyta, Magnoliopsida, Asterales, Asteraceae.
AUGUUUACAACACCCUAUGAAGAUGGCAACGGUACCUCACUUCGUGUCAUGGAAAACGAACUGAAGCGGAAUUUGGACAACAUGUACGAUGCUGAUGUGAUGUCUUCGCAGUCGUCUACAAAACCACGUAAAGCUGGCAAGGAGGUUGUGGAUGAUGAUGAUGUCACAGUUGGAUUACUGAUUCCCAAGGAAACGGCAAAAGUGGAAUCCGUUGAUUUAUUUUCAGAUUUGAAAGAAGAUGGUGUUUGGUAUUCUAUUAUCUUUGUAAGCUUUGAAUUUGUAUGGCAUGACAAAGAGAUAGACAGAUUGAUUGUUGUUCUACUCGACCAACAGAGGCCGAAGAUUGCAGCAAUUGUGCCUAUUAAUUUGACUAACUUAUACCCAUUUAGUAAGAUGGUUGGUGGUCUAUAUUCUCUGUCUCAAUUCAAAAUCGAAAAUAUCAUGUAUCAUGAGUAUCCAAGAUAUGAAGGCUACAUCAUUGUUUCAACAAACAAAAAGAUCGUAUUUAAUGAAUUUUCGAAAGUAACACCUUUUUUAGUUGAUCCUCCUAAAGAUGUUGUUGGAAGAAUAAUAUGUGGCGAAAGAGACAAAGAGAAAUAUAUGUUUAGGUUAUUCCUACAAGAUUUCACUUAUGUGUCUACGGGGUUCAGUAGUCGUCUAGGAUUGAGUCCUACACCUCUUGUUGUUAAGCACGUAGUGGAAAUAGCAAAUGGUAAAACUAUUGAAGCGUCACAUGUCCUCAUGGGAUGCAAAUUAGAUCUCUUAGGUCAAGUAUUUGACAUUGACUUACUCCCUGUCACUCUCGGAAGCUUUGAUGUAGUUGUCGGUAUGGAUUGGUUAUCCAAAUAUCAGGCGGAAAUCCUCUGCAAGGAGAAAGUCAUUCGUAUUCCCCUUGCUAGUGGUGAAUCUUUAUCGGUUCAGGGUCAUCGUAGCGGUGCUACAGUAGGUUGCAUAUCAAGGAUUCCAUUUUCAGACAUUACUAAUGUUCGCAAUCCUGAUACCAAUAAGGAAGCGAAAGAGAGACGAAGACAACGAAAAAUGUAUUUGGAUUCUCGGAAAUCUCAGUCCCUACGAACACAUUCUAACGCUCUCAGGAAUGUAUCUUCAGUUUUCAUCCCUAAACUUACUCAAGAUGAGAGUAAGGAGAGGCGUAAAUUGAGAAAAUUAUACAUCGAUGGUAAACGUUAUAGCAUGCAAAAAGGUACAUCACAAUCAAUAGAUGUUAUAACAUCUACUUCUGGUUCAUUAUCCAUUCCGCAUGACAUGGUCAAUGUUACAACAGAGGCGUCCAUUGAAUAUGGAGUUUUUCACCAGAGACUUCUUCAAAAUGACUACAAAGAGAGACGGAGGUUAAGGAAAUUAUAUUUAGACAGUAAAAGAUCUACAAGUCUACAACAACGAAAAUUAUACCCUUCCAAUAAUUUAUCAUCUUCUACUGAUUUAAGAUUGAUAUCUUUCAACACGCACAAUGUUACUCCUACAACGUCGGUUGUACCUACAAGUAAUGUUAGUUGUCUUACAAACAACUUGACUACUCCAAUAAACAUUCGUCGUUUCUCUCUAUCUUCAAACAUCACAACUUCUAGCAACACAUCUACUAUACUCGAAAGUUCUUCUUUACAGAGGAUGUCAUCAGGAAAACGUAAGUUAUUAAGUAAAUCACGACUUACAUCUCCUAUACCAAUGAUUGACUUGACGACAGAGGAAACUACAGAUGAGGCAAUUUACAAAGGAGUUUCAACAGAUUAUUUCGACCAUGGUGACCAAUGUAUUACUUGUGAAGUAUGCAAUGCUAAAUUAUGGGAUGCAGAAAAAGGAAGGGGAAGAAAAGAGAAAGGAAGAAUAUGCUAUUUCUUAUGUUGUGGUUAUGGCAAAGUAGAGCUACCAGAUUAUAAAGAUGCUGUCCCAAGUUAUAAGAAACUUUUUAUGUAUAAGGAUAAAGAAAGCAAACAUUUUUUGAAUAAUAUUCGACGGUAUAACUCCAUGUUUGCUUUCACGUCAAUGGGUGGUAAGGUUGAUCCCACUGUUAAUAGAGGUAAUGGACCAUUCUGCUACAGAAUUAGUGGUGAGAACUAUCACAGCACUGGAAGCCUGCUUCCGGAAAACGGAGAUCAACCAAAAUUUUGCCAGCUCUACAUAUUCGAUACUGAAAACGAACUUUCCAACAGACAAUCCGUUUUUAGUCGUUCCAAGGAUACAUCUUCCUCAAAUGUGGCUGAUCUUGAUCGUAAACUGAUUGAACAUAUAAAAGUUGUUUUAGAUUUAGAAAAUCAGUUGGUAAAAGCUUAUAGGAUGGUUAGAGACUGUUUUCAUGAAAACCCUGAUCUUAAUCUCAAGCUUCGUCUAAUUGGUAUUAGAGAAAAGGAUGGACGAACGUAUAAUUUACCAACCUGUGGUGAAGUUGCUGCUCUAAUUGUUGGGGAUAUUGCCAACACAAUCAACAAUAGAGAUAUAGUUAUUGAAACGCAGACAGGUACUUUGAAACGAAUUAGUGAAUUGCAUCCUUCAUACCUUGCACAUCAAUAUCCUAUUUUGUUCCCUUAUGGAGAUGAUGGUUACAGAAUUGACAUUCCUCAUCGAGAUUUCGUAGAUGCAAUCAAUAAGAAACGUCCAAAUUGUACAAUGAGAGAGUUCUUUGCAUAUCGUGUGCAAGACAGAGUUAAUCAGUUUUCAUUGAUUCUAAAUUCAAGGAGACUCUUCCAACAAUUCUUGGUUGAUGCCUAUACCAUGAUUGAGAGCAAAAGGCUUACCUACAUACGACUUCAACAAAAGAAUCUAAGGUCUGAUAGCUAUGAAAGUCUAUGUGAAUUAAGAAAUAAGGGCCAGCAAGACAUAUCUAAGGUUGGAAAACGAAUCUUUUUGCCUUCUUCGUUUACCGGUGGCGCUAGAUAUAUGAUGCAAAAUUAUUUAGAUGCCAUGGCUAUCUAUAGGCCCGAUGUACUGAGCAGAUUGUUUAAAAUAAAGCUGGAUUCAAUUUGCAAAGAUUUUAAAGAACGCCAUCUAUUUGGAAAAGUUGCAGCAGUUGUUUACACAAUCGAGUUUCAAAAGAGAGGAUUGCCUCAUGCCCACCUAUGCUUAUUCUUGGAAAAUGAAUCCAAACUUCCGACGGUAGACCAUGUUGAUCCAUUUAUAUCUGCAGAAAUCCCUGAUGAAGAUGAAGACGCAGAAUUAUAUGCGCUUGUGAAAGACUAUAUGAUUCAUGGUCCAUGUGGUAACGCUAAUUUGAGUUGUCCAUGUAUGGUUGACAAUAAGUGUUCUAAGGGUUUUCCAAAGAAAUUUCAAGAUCAUACUACACUGGAUUCAAAUGGAUUUCCAAUAUACAGAAGAAGAGAUAAUGGCCCUGAUAGAGCAACCGUUGCUGUUGUCCAACAUGAUAAUAACAAUGAAGAACUAGAAGAGGACGAGGUCAAAGAAUAUUAUGAUUGUAGGUAUCUCUCAGCUUGUGAGGCAUCUUGGAGGAUAUUCGCCUACGAUGUGCAUUACAAGACUCCUUCUGUUACAAGGCUGCCUUUCCAUCUUCCCGGAAAACAACCUGUUGUUUUUGGACCCGACGAGGAUAUUAAUCAAGUCCUUAACAAACCAUCUGUCAAAGCAUCAAUGUUUCUUUCCUGA